Messenger RNA from Sphaerodactylus townsendi, 2468 nucleotides. It is a transcript of the gene STEAP2, whose product is annotated as STEAP2 metalloreductase. Gene Ontology annotation, cellular component: endosome; plasma membrane. The transcript has 6 exons. Gene Ontology annotation, biological process: copper ion import. Gene Ontology annotation, molecular function: cupric reductase (NADH) activity; ferric-chelate reductase (NADPH) activity. Bases 661 to 2139 code for a protein of 492 amino acids. The record is from RefSeq and is a predicted model, not a curated record. Lineage: Eukaryota; Metazoa; Chordata; Lepidosauria; Squamata; Sphaerodactylidae.
CUCAUGAGGAAAGAAUUGCACUUCCCAGACUCUCCCCGAUAGUGUUUGGGCUGCGGCUGGUCAUCAUGCUAAACCAGCUGCUUUGCUAUACUCUGACCUCUCAGCUUCAUUUGCUCAGGGGCGGGGGGGGGGGGGGAAUUAUGUUUGUGAGGCGCCUGGAAGAAAACCACUAGGCCGAGAGGCGGAACACAACGCUGGCAAAUAAGGAAUGAAUACCCACAGAGAGGUUCGUACUUUGCAACCCUUUCAGGCCUGCCCGUGUUCGUCUAUCAAUCCACCCACUCUUUCACUGCACGGCAGGGGCGGGUGGGAGCCGAGCCGGAGGUGGCGGCCUCCUCUCCCCGGCGGCGAGCAAGCGGACGCCUCCGUCACUCGGCCGCUGCAGCAGGAGCCGCCGCCGCCGCCGCUUCCUCCGCCUCUGCCGGCUGUUUUUCCAGGAGAGACGCCGCUCGCUUGCCACAGCUCUGGGAAGGCCUGCGCGGAGCGAGGCAGGGAAAGGUUGGCAGAGGAGCGCCUCCUUCCCUUCCUCAUCGCUGCAAGCUGGAGCGCGGGAAGCCGGGAAGGAGAGCGGCGAGCGGUGCAGAGGGUUGAACUUGGGCCUCAAAGCCAAGUUCCUGUCAAGAUCCCUGAUACCCUCCUGUAGUCUCAGUCUGUUGGGAGAUGGAAUCAAUCACUAUGCUGGGAAGUCCUAAAAACUUAAGUGAAACUUUUUUGCCAAAUGGUGUAAAUGGUAUCAAAGACAACAGUAAAACUACAAUUGGCAUAAUUGGAAGUGGGGACUUUGCUAAAUCGCUGGCAAUCAGGCUUAUCAGAUGUGGGUACCAUGUGAUUGUGGGAAGCAGAAACCCCAAAUUUGCUGCUGAGUUCUUCCCACAUGUUGUUGAUAUCACUUAUCAUGAAGAUGCUGUAGCCAAAGCAAAUUUAAUCUUUGUUGCCAUACACAGACAACAUUACAGCUCUUUGUGGGACCUCAAACGCCUGCUAGCUGGUAAAAUCCUUGUAGAUGUCAGCAACAACAUGAAAGUCAACCAGUAUCCAGAAUCCAAUGCAGAAUACCUGCAGUCUCUUUUCCCAGAAGCCAUUGUUGUCAAAGGAUUCAACGUUAUUUCAGCUUGGGCACUGCAGUUAGGACCAAAAGAUGCCAGCAGACAGGUAUGUUAUGUCUACAUAUGUAGUAACAGCGUUCAGGCUCGUCAACAAGUUAUUGAACUUACUCGCCAGCUAAACUUUAUCCCCUUUGAUUCGGGUGCUCUGUCGGCUGCAAAGGAGAUUGAAAAUUUACCCCUACGACUCUUCACGCUGUGGAAAGGGCCGGUAGUCGUGGCGGUUAGCCUGGCUACUUUCUUCUUCAUCUAUUCAUUCAUCAGAGAUGUCAUACAUCCAUAUGUGAGAAACCAACAGAGUGAUUUCUACAAGAUUCCUAUUGAGAUUGUGAAUAAGACAUUGCCAGUUGUUGCUAUUACUUUACUGUCGCUGGUAUAUUUAUCGGGGCUCCUUGCAGCUGCUUAUCAACUUUAUUAUGGCACCAAAUACAAACGAUUCCCACCCUGGUUAGAGAACUGGUUGGAAUGCAGAAAACAGCUUGGACUGCUUAGUUUUUUCUUUACAACCGUGCAUGUGGCUUACAGCCUCUGUUUGCCCAUGCGAAGAUCAGAACGCUACUUGUUCCUUAAUAUGGCGUAUCAGCAGGUCCAUGCAAGUGUUGAAAAUUCAUGGAAUGAGGAAGAAGUGUGGCGCAUCGAAAUGUACGUCUCCUUUGGAAUAAUGAGCCUUGGUCUGCUUUCAUUGUUGGCUGUAACUUCUAUUCCUUCAGUAAGCCAAUCUUUAAAUUGGAGAGAAUUCAGUUUUAUACAGUCUACACUGGGAUACGUUGCUCUGCUCAUAAGUACUUUCCACGUGUUAAUUUAUGGAUGGAAACGAGCCUUUGAAGAAGAAUACUACAGAUUUUACACACCGCCAAAUUUCAUUCUUGCACUGGUCUUACCAUGCACAGUAAUUUUGGGUAAGAUAAUUUUGCUUUUGCCUUGUAUAAGCAGAAAACUGAAACGGAUAAGAAGAGGAUGGGAGAAAAGCCAGUUUAUGGAAGAUGGAAUUGGAACGGCUUCAUAUCCCUCACCAGAAAGGAUUACAGUCAUGUGAUUGUAUCGUAGCACUGUUACCCCUGUCAGCAUUGUCCCUUUCAAGGAAGUUUAGCUCAUGAAUUCCCAUAAACCUUCUGUAAACUGGAAGCUUUGUCUUUGAAGGUAUGGUAGAGUGUAUUGUAAAAGCAAUCAGUCAAAAAAUGAGCAGCCUUCUAAGAUGCCGAUGUGCAUUGCCAUCCAUAUCUUUAUACAGACAAAAGUGCACAUCCUUGUAUUCGGACAAGUGCUACUACAAAUGGUUUUGUGUGGAACAGUGGCUAUGUCCAGUGUCUGCCUGUCUGCACCUCUUUUUCUCUAUAUUGAGGCCAUAUAAACACUGGGUUUAAA